CGCGACGAGCGCAGCCGUUGAUUCGCGUCGUGAGCAAACGCAUAGAAUCGACAAGAUCGAGCAGUCGCGGGGGGGCUCGUAGGGUCAGCGGACAUAUUAUGUCAAAGCGAUCUGUCGCGGCAUAUCGAUGAGUGCGAGCGCGACCCGUCGUCACACUCGGAGACUCUUGCACUCGUAUGUGAGAAUAUCGUCGUUAUUAUCGUCGUCAUUGUCGCUCUAGCCGUCGACGUUAUUGUCGUUAUCAUUGCUGUCGCGUAAACGUCGACGCUCGUUUAGUUCUGUGCAGCUCUUACAUACGCAGUAUCAGAACGAGCGACGUCAAGCAGCGGAGUGCCGGAUGCAUUUUAAACGCGUGUUGUCGCCGACCCGGACGUGGGAAAUCUGAUCGCCAUCCGACACGAUUAUACGCACGAUAUAAACUUCCCAGGACACGUCGCCGUCGUCGCCGUCGCCGUCGGCCAGGAUAGCCACGCGCGAAUGUGCGUUCUUCACGGUGCCGUCAUCGCGCGAACGUACGCGUCUGUAACCCUUUUCCCGAAAGCGCCGCUAUGCUGACGCUGCAGCAUCAAUUGUCUGUGUGUUCUGGGCUGAAAAGCACAGUGAAAAGCUUGGUGGCCCAGGACACAGUAGAAAUUGAUGAAAAAAAUUGGCAAAAGAAAGUACAAUCGUGGAUGACUGAUCACUGGACACUGGAUAUUUGGAAGGCGCACAUUUACAUAGAGCGCGUUUGGAGAGAGGUUCGCGGAAAUAUUCCAAGAUAUGGAACCCGUGAAGAACAUGUCCUUGGAUAUUCAUGCGAAUAUCUCUUUAAACGCGCCUAUAGCCGCCUAAAACAAAUUGAAAACUUCUUCGAUGUCAUCGCAGAAUUAUAUCCUCCAAAAUCCAGUUUCGAAGACCAGCCGGGGACAUCUGCCGAACUAAGUACCAGUACUGCAUAAACACGCGUUUUUUGUGUACAUUUUUCAUAUGGUACCGUUUUCUACAUUGGGAACAGACAAUAGCUCGAAAAUGGGGUUGAGAAGACGGCGUAAUAAACUGUGCGGGACGAACUAAUCAGUCUAAAUCCCGUGAAAGCGCCGAAGAAAAUGAUGACUGCCAUGGCCCGGUUGCCCUGCAAGCAAUCAUCGCCCUCGCAGCAGCCGAGAGUGAACAAUUUCGGAAACAGCCGGAAUCCUUACUGGGACAUGCAGGCUAGGCAUCCUGCACCGCCGUAUGUCAGGAAUCACCAUCGGCAUACCGAUCAUACAGGUAUAUCGCAUUCGAUUGUGCUGAAGUGGCUGUGCCAGCUUAAUAGAUGGAAGCGGAAGAGCGCCGUGGAGCUGUUGCAAGAGACGAAAGCCUUUUACGUGAAGAGCGAGACCGUACUGGAUCGGAAGCAGGAGCUGAAGAACAGCGGCCACCUACAGGUCUCGCAGUUGAGCGCACCGGGCGCGCCACCCAGAUUGCUGCGGAAAUGCGCUGGCAACUCGUCUACUUGCCCUAUGCAGCCGACAUCGCCGUCGCAGAUACCAACCCCCUUAACGCCGCCUUGCUGCUGGGUCUCGUGUCACGAACAGGACAGACUAGACGGGAUUCUGAGCCCUCAACAAACACUGCCACCCGCGCUGCCACCGAAAAGUCCGCGUUUGGUUCCGGUUCCUCAAAGACGGACGAUAUCAGGACCCCCCAGCGGUACUGGGGGUGAUCAGUUGCAAACAAAACUGCGUCGGUUAUUGAAUACCGACAGUAAAGAGAAUGUAUUCUUUCCGGAAAGUUCUGCGCAAACUACGGCGCAGACCAACGGCGUAUCGCGCGAAGAGAAAUUCCGAUACUCGCCCGGAAGUCUCUCGCCCGGCUGCCGAGAUGAAGAUCGUGUGCUGCAUUGUGCGCCGCAGGAUGUUCGCUUCAAGUUCGGUAGAAGCAACUCGCACUCGCAUACAUCUGGGAGAUCAGGUAGAAAAUCAAAUAGCUCCCAGUCGGUGGAAAACACGAUAUGCCAUAAAUCCUUGCCCGAUCUACACACGAGCACGCGUCGCCGAGCAUCACUCUCGCCGCGCGCGUCCACCAAAUUGCCUAUGAAACAGUCUGGUCAUCAUCAAGCUGCGAACAAUUGCCCGGACUGCGAAACUAGUUCAGAUUAUUCGGAUCACAGUUUUAAGCGUGAUGCCGUUUGUUACCGCAGUUCCCGGCAUAUCAGGCGAUCCUUAGGAUCUGGUGGUGGUGAUGCGAGUAGUGUAUUAUCCUCAGGUGGACGGACACAAAAGUCAUCGGGUUCUAGUAAAUUGAGUCACGGUGCGACAGCGAGGGACUCCGGUGGUUCUUCCGGUCAUUGUACGCAUCGCAGCGAACCAGCACCUAGAAUACAGGAUUGCUGGAGUCAUAUACGCAGAGAUAGUGGCGCGUCCACCCAACAUUCCACAGAGAAGGAUCGGUCAAGGAAAGGUAGCUAUAUUGGUGGUACGCCACCGUCCGUUGUGAGACACUAUAGUCCCGAUUCUGAGAGCAGCAACAGUCAAACGGAUUACAGUCCGACCUGUAACUCGAGGUUUUCAGAUGGUUGGAAGGAAGGUCGCGGUCGACCGAUUUUAAGAUCAAAGUCUGACAUCAGCGAUCGAUAUUGGCGUCAGGAUAAUGGACGUUCCAGCAAACUAUCCUCCCGACCGCCACGAUCGGUCACUCAGCUCGAGAACUUUUUCGACCGUCUAGGGUUAGAUUCAGAUAACUAUCAACGCAUCACGGAACCUGAUUCGAAGUCAUCGUCGCCCGUGUUCUUUGACAGCGUCAGCUCCGUAGACUCGGCAUUGGGUCUUUACUCGUGGGUGGGUAAUAAUCAGACAAAUCAGAGCAGUCAGUGGCAGAACAAUAACUGCAGCAUCGGCAUGGGUAACGACGAAUGUAACCAAAGGGUAAACGAUCCGCCGAGUAUCGUUGAGCGAAACGCACGUAUUAUCAAAUGGCUUUGCCAAUGCCGUAAAGUGCAGUUCGGAUACAGUUAAACAGCGAGUACCUAACGUGGAUAAUUUUAAUUGUCUCUGAUAACGCACGUUUAAAUCAAUGAGAUAGUAAUGGUUGUUCGUUCUACAAACGAUGUAUCUGACAUUACAGAAAUUAUGAAUUCUCUUGUUUCUCAUAAAUAUGGAAUUGAUCGAUGUUUUCUAUCCUCCUUUGAACUAUACUCGCAUAAUUUAAGUCGUUUAGGGAUUUUAAUCGGUUUUUAUAAGAGUUUUAGUUGUUAUAAGAAUACGAUUAUUGCCGUUUUAAUUUAUUGCGCUUAACGAUAGAGACGAGUUUGUGCCAUUUUACAAUUACUUCUUGUUAGUUAUAUUGUGCCUUUCGUCGAAUUAUUGUCAUAUAAAUUCAGGGCAAAAUUGUUCGUAAUAUAUUCACGCGAUAUGUAGGUUAUCGCGUUAAAUUUACUUCUUAAAAUCUCUAGAAAAGUUUUAGUAGAGUCAAAUAUAUUUUUGUGGGCACAUUUAAGUUUUCGUUUAUAUAUGUAACGUUUCCCCCUCGUUUAUAUAUAACGUUCUUCUCGCAUAAAUUCGUUAUUGCGGUUUUACAUUAUUAAUCUUUUAAUAAGUCUAUGAUGUAUGUUAUAUGCGGGUAUUUUUCCUAUUUAGCGAAGCAAUAUUAGAUUACUACACACCAUUAUUGACGCUUCUGCAGUAGGAAGUGUAAAGGAGAGUAUAACCUUUAUA
This is a messenger RNA of Odontomachus brunneus, 3674 nucleotides long. RefSeq lists its product as uncharacterized. Bases 1086 to 2975 code for a protein of 629 amino acids. The record is from RefSeq and is a predicted model, not a curated record. The transcript has 11 exons. Lineage: Eukaryota; Metazoa; Arthropoda; Insecta; Hymenoptera; Formicidae.